AUGCCGGGCGACGCCGCUGAGAGAGCGAGCGGGUCUGCGGUCGUAAACGGUGCCCCCAGUGGCCACUCCGCCACCAGCGAAAUCCAGCAGCGCCACAAGGGUUUCAUCGAGCCCUCUGACGAUGUCGUCAUGGAGACUGCGCGCAAGGCGCUCGCGCGGGAAGGGCGGGAUGCAAUCCCGGAGGCGAUUGUGUGGAGCUGGGAGACGACGGCACCUCCCAUCCUCGCCAGGGGGAAGCAGAACAUCUACGACCUCACGGACGAUAUCCCAAAGCACGUGAAGCCGUUCUGGUACCACGAGUACUACCAGCAGCGCGAGUACUUCCGGCUGCAGCGCGAGAAGCGGCCCCUGAAGGAGCGCAUGAAGUUGUGGGCUGGCGUGCUGACAGCCAUGGCCGUCGCCGGGGCAGUGCUCACAUUCUUUCGGGUAUGGGUGGAGCAGCCACGCGAGAUUCGUCAGCUGCGUGAGGAGCUGUUGCAGCGCACAUACGGGCGUGUUCUCGAGCUAGCAGCCGGGCACGGACAGAAUAUCGGCGCCUAUCCGUACGCAGUCCACGAGGUCGUGCUAACGGACUCCAACCCGCAGCAGCUGCAGGCCAUGCGCUACCGCAUCCCCCAUACUGCUUAUCCAAAGUACGACGUGAAGCGCGUGCGCUCGGAAACCCUGGACAAUUUCAAGGACGGCGAGUUCGACUGUGUCGUAGACAUGUUCGGCCUCUGCCACCUGCGCGACCCCGUCAUGGCACUGCGUCAGAUGCAGCGCGUCGUGAAGCCGAGUGGAAUGAUCUUGCUGCUGGAGCACGGCGCGAGCCCUUACCCGCCGGUAAACUGGUUUCUCGACUACUUUGCGCAGCAGCACAGGGUUAACACGCACGGUUGCAAGUGGAACUCCCCAAUCCGCCAGUACCUUCAGGAGUCACGGUUGGAGGUGAAGGAAAUCCGCAACAUGCACUACGGCACCACCUACUACGUCGUGGCUUACCCGGAGGUACUGGAGGCGUACAAGGACCAUGAGACAAAGGCGGAGCAGGUGAAGGAGUGA
Leishmania major strain Friedlin is the source of this 1041-nucleotide messenger RNA. RefSeq lists its product as hypothetical. Lineage: Eukaryota; Euglenozoa; Kinetoplastea; Trypanosomatida; Trypanosomatidae. The transcript has a single exon. The record is from RefSeq and is a predicted model, not a curated record. Bases 1 to 1041 code for a protein of 346 amino acids.